Messenger RNA from Photinus pyralis (common eastern firefly), 2119 nucleotides. RefSeq names its product myotubularin-related protein 10-B. The transcript is spliced from 7 exons. The coding region runs from base 181 to 2115 and encodes 644 amino acids. NCBI's taxonomy places the organism in Eukaryota, Metazoa, Arthropoda, Insecta, Coleoptera, Lampyridae. The record is from RefSeq and is a predicted model, not a curated record.
UUACCAAACAUAACCCCUCUCGCAAAUGUCUCAAGCAUUUAUUUGCUUUUUUUGUAGAAUUGAGGAACAUUAAUAAAAUGUAACAAUAAACACUUAAUAAUGGGUUAAAACAUAAAUCUUAUCUUCAAAUUACGAGCAAAUUAUCAUUAAUUUUAUUUAUAUAACCUAAAAGCGAAAAUCAUGAAUGAUCUUAGAGACACUGGUUUCAAAAGCUAUAUACUCGAUGAGGGCAGUCUUGAGUCUAUAUCCUUAAAUGAUUCACAUAAAACCAAACUUCUCGAUGGUGAACAUCUCAUAACAGAAGCGCCAAGGGUUAUGAUGUUCAGUUCUCUUAGCGAUCGUAAAAAAGGCACGUUAGGAAUUUUAACCGUUACCACAUUUAAACUAUCGUUUGUAAGCGCCAAUGAGAAAGAGAACGAAAUCAUUGAGGAAUUUUGUCAAAACAAUUUAUUAUUAGGUCCGCACGAAGUUUGCUUAACUUCGAUAGAUACGAUUUACCAGUUAGGUGAACGAACGAAGAAGAGGCUUGUUCCUGGACAAAAUGUUUCAGGCAAGGUUAAGGAAAUACUCGUUAUAUGUAAAAAUAUGAGGGCCUUCGAGUUUAGUUUUAAAUUUUCUGAUAAAGAUAGUGGUAAAAGUAUUUUGAAUGCCUUAUUGCAUCACAGUUGUCCGAAGAAACAUCCACUUUUGUUUGCAUAUGAGUACAAAGAACCUUACUAUCGUACUUUGAAAGACGUUAGAAUGUUUCGUAACAAAGAAGAUUGGAAGAGAGAGCUGCAACGAACAGGAUGUAAGAAUUGGAGAACAUCUGAUAUUAACUUAAACUUCCAUAUGUCCCCUUUGCUUCCUCAAACAAUUGUUGUACCUGUUUCUGUUACCGAUAGUGCUCUUAAUCAAGCUGUUGAACAUUUUAGGAACAGAUGUUGCCCAGUGUGGGUAUGGGGAACGUCGGAUGGAGUUGCUUUAGUUAGAAUGUCCGAUAUCUUACCUACAAUAACUGAUAGAACUCAGGAAAAUAUAAUGCUAGAGCAUGUUCGUAAAAGUCAUAGCGAAAAAAGACAGCCUUACAUAAUGGAUCUUAGCAGAGAAUGUCCAUCGCCUAAGGAAAUUCAAACUAGUUAUCUUAAAUUGCGAGAACUAUGUAUACCUGACAACAUUCGUACCUUUAAAAUGCAAGAUUUUAAGUUUUAUGGUUUAUUGGAUAAUACAAAGUGGUUACUAUAUGGUUCGAUUUGUUUAACGAAAGCAUUAGAAGGAGCACAACAGUUAUGUCGGCCCAACCCAGUUACAGUUGUGUUACAAGAAAACAAUGGGCAAGACAUGAACUGCAUAAUAUCCUGCUUGAUCCAAAUUUAUUUGGAUCCUUAUUGGAGGACUGUCAGUGGCUUCCAGACAUUAAUCCAGAAAGAAUGGGUAGCUUUAGGUCAUCCAUUUACCUCGAGACACUGCCUUGUCGCAUAUCACGAAGCGGAACCUGCACCCCUCUUCUUAUUGUUUUUAGACUGCGUAUGGCAGCUAAUCCAACAAUUUCCAACAGCAUUUCAAUUUACUGAAACUUAUUUAACAACACUGUGGGAUUCGGCUCACAUAUCGAUAUUUGACACCUUUCUAUUUAACUCAGAACAUGAUCGAUAUUUGGCCCAAACUGGUCAGACACCCCUUGUUUUGCGUAGUGUGUGGGACUGGAAAGAACAAUUUAUGGAAAAAGAUAUUGCUCUAUUUUGUAAUCCUUUGUAUAACGACGCUUACACUCAACCAAUAAAACCACACACAGCAGUUGCUUUUCUCGACAUCUGGAACCAGUGUUACUCCCGAUGGUUGCCCGAUUUAGAAAUACGAAAUGGUGGAAAACCUCCCAUGGAUUUGUGCAUUCGAUUGAUAUCUUCCGAUAUUCACUUGUUAAGGCAAAAAUUACUUAGUGGAGAUGUAAAUGGUACAACUGUGAAUGGUAGUCAAGAAGAAAAUUUGUCUCUACUCAAGAAAGUAAAUAGUUUCUUUCCCUUUAGCCGUAACCACGGACAGAUCGCUGGACUUUUACCAAUUAAUAACCCGCUAUUAUCUGGCGACACAUUAGAUACACAAUCUAUUCUCAAUCACGCAGCUGCUAAUGAUUAACAAA